AUGACAGCCACCGUCCACGGCCACGCCGACCCGGCAUUCCAAGGCCUCCGCACGCUGAUGCAAGAACUAAUCGAGUCCGGAGAAGAAGACGGAGCGUCGCUGGUGAUCAAUGUGGCCGGGCAGAACGUGGUCGACCUCUGGGGCGGGUACGCGGACGCGGGCCGCACGCAGCCAUGGGCCCAAGACACCAUCACCAACAUCUGGUCGUCGACCAAGCCCGUGGCGGCGCUGGCCACGCUGAUGCUGGUCGACCGUCAGCUGCUGGACCUGGACGCCCCCGUGGCCCAGUACUGGCCGGAGUUCGGGGCCGAGGGCAAAGCGGACGUGGACGUGGACGUGGACGUGGUGUUGGUCAAGCACCUGCUGGCGCACACCUCAGGCCUGUCGGGGUGGGAGCAGCCGUUCAGCGUGCAAGACCUGUACGACUGGGACACGGCGGUCGCGCGCCUGGCACGUCAGAAGCCCUGGUGGGCGCCGGGCUCGGCGUCGGGAUACCACUCGCUCAGCUACGGCCACUUGCUGGGCGAGUUGGUGCGCCGCGUCACCGGCCAGUCCCUCCGACACUUUGUCCGCGACCACAUCGCCGGCCCGCUGCAGGCCGACCUGCAGAUCGGCGCCGAGGAGCAGGACUGGUCGCGCAUCGCGCCCGUGGUGCCUCCGCCUCCGCCGCAGCAACCUUCACCGGCCCGGCCAUCGACGCCAGUGACUCGUGGUCGCCGGAGUGGCGCCGCCGCCAACGGCCACUCCAAUGCCCGCGGCCUGGCUCGCGCCUUGUCCGCCAUCACGCUGGGCGGUACCGUCGACGGCGUCAAGCUGUUGUCGCCCCAAACCAUCGACCGGAUCUUUGACAUUCAGGCUGACGGCACUGACCUCGCGCUCGGCGUCCCCAUACGUUUCGGCAUCGGCUUUGGCUUGACAGGUGGUGCCACCGCCCAGGCUGUAGAUUGGUUGCCCGCGGGUAGAGUCUGUUUCUGGGGAGGCUGGGGCGGCAGUUCGAUCGUCAUGGACCUCGAUCGUAAAGUCACCUUUUCUUAUGUCAUGAAUAAGAUGGGUGGUGGUCUUCUUGGCUCGGCCAGAACCGAGGCCUAUUUAAAAGCCGCAUACAAGGCCUUGGCCGUCGAAGGUUAUUGA
Molecule: messenger RNA, 1131 nt
Organism: Capronia epimyces CBS 606.96
Lineage: Eukaryota; Fungi; Ascomycota; Eurotiomycetes; Chaetothyriales; Herpotrichiellaceae
Product: beta-lactamase
Exons: 2
Coding region: 1-1131 (376 amino acids)
Source: RefSeq, a predicted model, not a curated record